UCACUCCUAUUUCUAGCUUGUGGCUCUUUUUUUUCCCAGCUUGAUCCUGAAAACACCGGUUUCAUUGGUGUGGAGACCUUUGCCAGCCUGGUGCACAGCCAUGAGCUGCCCCUGGACCCUGCCAAGCUGGAGAUGCUGGUGGCUCUGGCACAAAGCAAUGAUGAGGGGCAGAUCUGCUAUCAGGAGCUGGUAGACCUGGUCAGUGACAUCAGCAGUAAACGCUCCAGCAGCUUCAAGCGAGCCAUUGCCAAUGGGCAGAGGGCACUGCCCCGCGAUGUGCUGCUGGACGAGACAGGCCUGGGCUUCUACAAGCGCUUUGUCCGCUACGUGGCCUAUGAGAUUCUGCCCUGUGAGAUGGACCGACGUUGGUACUUCUACCAGCAUCGCACCUGCCCCCCGCCUGUCUUCAUGGCAGCUGUCACACUCACCCAGAUCAUCGUGUUUCUGUGCUAUGGGGCUCGGUUGAACAAGUGGGUGCUGCAGACAUACCACCCGGAGUACAUGAAGAGCCCGCUGGUCUAUCACCCGGGGCACCGAGCCCGUGCCUGGCGGUUCCUUACCUACAUGUUCAUGCACGUUGGGUUGGAACAGCUUGGAUUCAAUGCCCUCCUCCAGCUGAUGAUCGGGGUCCCCCUGGAGAUGGUCCAUGGUAUCUUGCGCAUCAGCUUCCUCUACCUAGCGGGAGUGCUGGCAGGCUCCCUGACUGUCUCCAUCACAGACAUGAGGGCCCCGCUGGUUGGAGGCUCAGGAGGCGUCUAUGCCCUCUGCUCUGCUCACCUGGCCAACGUCGUCAUGAACUGGGCAGGGAUGCGUUGCCCCUACAAGCUGCUCCGGAUGGUUCUGGCCCUUGUGUGCAUGAGCUCGGAGGUGGGUCGAGCCGUCUGGCUCCGUUUCUCCCCUCCCCUGCCAGCCUCUGGCCCCCAACCCAGCUUCAUGGCUCACCUAGCUGGUGCCAUUGUGGGCAUCAGCAUGGGGCUGACCAUCCUGCGCAGCUAUGAGGAGAACCUGCAGGACCAGUGCGGAUGGUGGGUCGUGCUACUCUCUUAUGCCACCUUCCUCGUCUUCGCUGUCUUCUGGAACAUAUUUGCCUAUGACCUGCUGGGGGCACAGAUCCCACCACCGCCAUAGCCUCCCCUGGGUCUCCAGCAUCCUCCCCGAAAGUGCCAAAACCCUGAUGACACGGGUGCCAGCCCCGUGCCCGGGGGCCUGCACUGGACCAGAAGCGCACUGGCUUUUCUAUCGAGGUGUUCUCUCAGCCAGAGACUGAACUUGGAAUCUUCCUAGGCCCCUGCCUGAGCCUGGGAGGCCGCAGCUAUGUGACGUGGAGCCCAGCAGACCCGGGCACUGGGCACCCUGCCCACGUGGCAGAGUGGGGCCCUCCACCAGAGGCCAGAUCGGCUGUGCAUGCACGUGCUGGGUGUGAGCAAGGGCAGUGUGCCCACCCCUGUGCAAACAUGUUUGCUGUGUGUGUCGUGCCACCCACCCCAGCAAGCAGGCCUGGCCCCCAAGCUGAGUGGGAGUGAGCAUGCAUGCUCCCUCAUGUCAGGGUGGCAGUGCCAGGGUGCUCAGUUGAAUGUACAGUUUUCAAGCUGCCUUCCCUCCCACAUCCCUCGCUGCUCAGUUCACUGAGUCUCCCUCAUUGGCUCAGGCAGGCCAGAUCCUCUGCUGUAGACAGCAGGAACACUGCAGGGACCCCAGUGAAAUACCGCCCCAUAAGAAGAUGGUUCAGCCUCUCCUCUCUUUCCCCUACAUGCCAUAUGUGAACCCCUAACUGCAGAGUCCCAACCCCUGCUCUUCAGGGCUGGGCACAGGUGGGAGCAGCAUGGGGAAGAACAGCAGCAGAACAGAGUGCCUCUGCUGUGUAGAGCACGGGGCCGUGCAGCCGGGUGCAGGGACAACAGUACUAGGGAGUGGAGCUCUCAGGUUGGCCAGAGGCUUCAGAGCAGGUCAGGGGGGUCCCAGCUAGGAGAAAUGCCCACUUGUUUGUUCGUAGGAAACAGCCAUAGAAAAUUAAGGUCUGGUCUCUUAGCCAAGGGGCACCAAAAUGCUGUUCAGUUUGAUUUUCCCCUCCUUCCCCAGCUCACCUAGAUCUCCCUCAGCACCCAGUUCAGGGCUCAUCUUGACAGCUACCCUGUUGGUAGGGGCCUGAGCCUCUGUCUCCUGACCAGAACUGCACUUCUUGUAUAUGAUGUCAAAUCACUGUUUCCCCCUAUGCUAUCAGAGCUGAGAUCUGCACAACUCAUCUCAGCAGUGCCCCUGAGAUUGGCUGUUUAGAUCACAAAGCCCAUGUGUCCCCAGAACUUCCAUAGCUGGCAUUUGACUCAGCCCAGAGCAUUACCUCUCUGAUGGCAUAUUGGCAUGGGCAGUAGGGAGGUCUCUUGCAAUGGGUUCCCAAUGCGAACAGGGCAAGGAGCAGAGGAGAAAAGGCAGGACCCGCACCUGGAAUCAACCUUUUUGAAGUAUAAAUAAAUAUUUUGCACACCAUAUGUCCCCACUGUCUGUUGCUGUCCUGCCCGCAGAUUGGCUGCUUCUUUUUUCAGCUCAGCAAAAGGGAUCACUAGGUCCCUGACUUGCUUGGGCCUGGGUUCAUUCAGCAGCUAACCUCAUUUAUAGAGGGACCAGUGGAAAUCACCUGCUCUGAGGGUUGCACUGACUCGUUCGCUCCUUUGAUGAGCCAGUGCCCUUCCCUCCUACCAAGGUAAAGUCAGUUCCAUGAAUAGAGAUACAAUUGUCCCCCCCCCCUCCCAUUAUCCAGGUAGAAGAGAGAAAAGUCUGCCCAGGGUAACCCCUGCCACCUGCAGCAUCAGGGCUUGUGACAGAUGCUAGGCUUGGGCUGUUGAAGGACUGGGUGUUUGAUGUGGACGCUCCCCCAUCUAAUGCUGCUGUGGACAGUCCCGUGUGCCAGCAGCACUCCCUGAUGGUUUGGAUCAUCUGUGUUGACUUCUGGGGUAGCGCAUCAGCUGCAAAUCAGGGGAGCUUUAAUAAUUGCAAGGGUGAUUGGGGGCAGCCCACCCUUUGACUGUACAGAAGUCGUCCGGCGCAGGCCUUCAUCUGUUCCUCUGACAGUUAUUUAUGGAUUGCAGAAGAAGCAGCAAGUCCUCUGUGCCUCUGAGAGCCCAGGACCCCAGCAUGAUAUUUGUCUUUCAUCUCUAUGCUCAGGUGGCUCUUCUGGUUGUUAACGGGCAAU
Alligator sinensis (Chinese alligator) is the source of this 3187-nucleotide messenger RNA. It is a transcript of the gene RHBDL1, whose product is annotated as rhomboid like 1. The transcript is spliced from 7 exons. Lineage: Eukaryota; Metazoa; Chordata; Crocodylia; Alligatoridae. The annotation marks the transcript as partial. The record is from RefSeq and is a predicted model, not a curated record. Gene Ontology annotation, cellular component: membrane. Gene Ontology annotation, molecular function: serine-type endopeptidase activity.